Molecule: messenger RNA, 2481 nt
Organism: Alosa sapidissima (American shad)
Lineage: Eukaryota; Metazoa; Chordata; Actinopteri; Clupeiformes; Clupeidae
Gene: mogat3b
Product: monoacylglycerol O-acyltransferase 3b
Exons: 8
Coding region: 463-1440 (325 amino acids)
Biological process (GO): triglyceride biosynthetic process
Cellular component (GO): endoplasmic reticulum membrane
Molecular function (GO): diacylglycerol O-acyltransferase activity
Source: RefSeq, a predicted model, not a curated record
CGCACAAAUGCAAUGUUUUCUUUGGUGUCUUCCGUGUAUGAUGCAUUAAUCAAAACACCCUAAUUAUUUCUUUGAUUAGGCUAUAGAUGCGAUUAAUGCCUCUUGAACGAAACGGGGUCGCUGUAAUGACAUUUAGACUUCGAAUGCAAAUACACUUAUGCUGCUUUUAUGUUUUCAAAAACGUUCGAAGCGAGAGUGCAGAUUUGUGGAUUGAAAUGAAUGCAAGACUGUGAAAAAGAAUGUCUUGACAUGAGCGUCCAUACAUAUACGAGAUUCACAGCGUGGACGCUAUCGUUAUCUGCAGCAAUCAGAUUGAACGGAUCAAAGUGCAUUGAGACAUGAGGUCGUUUCGGGAGAUCGGACACGCAUAGAAGUGCUUGUGAAACGCAAUACUCUCAAAACGCAUUCAGGAAGAGUUUCAUGGUCUUACAGAUGCGUCGACUCAGUUAAAGGUAGCAAAACAUGGAGAAAAACUCAUACUGGAAAGAGUUAAAAGAGUCCAUCAGUGUCGUACAGUUCAUAUAUACAUUCCUCUGCUUGGGAGUGACAUGUCUUCUCUUGAUGACAUACCUCAUGUUUACAUCUCUCUGGAUUAUCCCAGCACUGUACUUUUCCUGGGAAGUCUUGGACUGGCACACACCAGAACGAGGGGGCAGAAGAACUGCAUUUGUGCGAAACUUUCGAGUGUGGAAACACAUGAGAAAUUAUUUUCCUGUGAAGUUGGUGAAGACAGCUGAGCUGAGCCCAAGUAAGAACUACAUCCUGGGAUCCCACCCCCAUGGGAUCAUGUGUUGUGGAGCUUUCACCUGUUUUGGUACAGAGGCCUGUGGUUUCAAGGAGGCUUUCCCAGGAGUGACCUCCUGUCUGGCCACCCUGGGGGGACUCUUCCGGAUACCGCUGUUCAGAGACUAUAUCAUGGCCGCAGGCAUUUAUCCAGUAAGCAAGCCAAGUAUUGAGCACCUGUUGACAAAGUGUGGAACUGGGAAUGCAGUGGUCAUCGUCGUCGGUGGUGCAGAAGAGUCCCUCACCUCCUCUCCAGGAGUCAACACUGUAGUCAUGAAGAACAGGAAGGGCUUUGUCAAGCUGGCGCUUGAGUAUGGAGCUGACCUGGUGCCAGUGUACUCGUUCGGUGAGAACGACCUCUUCAGGCAAGUGAAGUUUUCUGAGGGCAGCAUGGGCCGUCGGUUUCAGGCCAUCUUUAAGAAGGUCAUGGGCUUCGCCCCGUGCCUCUUCAAGGGGGAGCGCUGGCUACUGAUGCCCUACAAGAGUCCCGUCUUCACCGUCGUGGGAAGUCCCAUCUCAGUGCCCAAGGUACCGUCUCCCUCUCAGGAACAGGUUGAUCACUAUCACCAGCUUUAUAUGGAAGGCUUAACCAAACUCUUCCACAAGCACAAGACUAGCUGUGGCCUGGAGGAAACCCACCAGAUCUGCAUCACUUAAAUGCUGUUGCAUUCCGGAAUGAGACCGAGACCAAGCCAAAGACAUUCCCAAAAGAGAAGUGCCUGUUUAAGCAUCCAUACAGGAUGAUUGAUUAUUUAUGUUAUUUUGUUGAAAUGGUGCAUAAUAAUGUUGUAUCUGUUUACCAAUUGUACAAAAUGUUUAAAGAUCAUUAAUUUAUGAUAUUCAAUUAGUCUUGUAAGAUUUGGAUGAAUGUAGUGGCUCUGCAUUGCUUUUAUUCAUGGGAUGUAUGGAUGAUUUUCAUAUAGAUGGCAAAGAAAUCUGUGAAUAUAUUAUACUUCUAAGUAAUAUUUCUGGACAAAUGUCCACUUCAAUCAGUGAUUUCCUACUGAAAGGGGAAUUCCGGCAGUCAGACAGCUACAGCGCUACACUCUGGGGGCAAGAAAAUGGAGGCUCACGAAUUUAGCCCCAGUAUAGCAAUGUCGCGGGUUUUUUGUACCGACGGUACUCAGUGACCUCGAGAAACUGAGAUCUAUGUGAAAAAUCGCUGGAAUUCCCUUUUGCCAUCUUUUAAAUUUAACUUGCUAAUUGUUCAGCUACUUUCACAUGAUUUUAUUAGCAUGUUGACUGUUUCUAUCAUCUCCUUGCUGCUUUUGCCAUGGUCUUUUUGAUCUGCAGAUGUGUUAUUUUAUUUACUUGCACCUAACAUCCAAUCAACAAAAUGACCUAAGAAGCAAAUUUGUAGUUGUCACUCACAGAACAGAACAGAUCCCUCUAUCUGUACAUGAGGUUGCCAAGAUAAAUGCAUAUUCCACAAAAGACAACAUAGCUUUGGAGAACAUGAGGACAACAUAUAAGGACAAACAAAACUCAAUAGUCAAUGGUACAUAAAUAAAUAAUGUCAGAACUGGACACUUGGAAUAAGUGGUAGCUCGGGAGACAGUUCUCCUGUAUCAACCCAUUGGAGGUUGUGAGGGUCCUGAACUUGUUUCAAGGGUUCCAUGCACUGAUCUCAUCUGUUUAUUUUGUGAAAUAUUAUGUAUGCUUUGUCAACUAAUGAUUGAAACUAUUUUGUAAGUGCUA